GCCAAAUUGCGGAACGCGAGGGGCGAGCGCGAGGGAGCCCCCCUCCAAAACCCCCGCCCGCCCUAGGAGCGCCUGCAGCGGCGGCCCGGCGAGGAUCCGCGCCAGGAGAUGAUAGAAAGUGACAUCUCAUCCAUGAUGUCAGGAAUUAUUCGAAACUCAGGGCAAAACCACCACCCCUCUCCGCAGGAGUACAGGCUCCUGGCUACCUGCAGUGAUGAUGACCUUCCUGGGGACCUGCAGUCCCUGUCAUGGCUCACAGCGGUGGACGUGCCACGGCUGCAGCAGAUGGCGAGUGGCCGCAUGGACCUGGGUGGCCCCGGUGUGCCGCCCCCACACCCAGGUGCCUUGGCCAGGGCGGCUGACCUGCACGUGGGAGCUACUGCAGGUGCCCUGCUCCACGGCCCGGCUGGCGUGGCCCCCCCAGGCAUUCUCGGCCUGGGCCCCAUAGCCAAUCACGGAGACACUGUGAGCCAGAUCCCUGUGGGAAGCCAGCCCUCAUCCGGCCUGCAGGACUCGCCACAGCUGUACUCGUCCACCCCCCAGACACAGUUACCACUCCCCGCAGGCCUGCAGCAGUGCCCUCCCGUGAGCCUGUAUGGCUCCCCAUUUGGAGCACGGUCUCUGUACCCCCAGCCCCGCAUGGCUGUCCAUUCAUCUCAGGAACUGCACCCCAAACACUACCCCAAGCCCAUCUACUCAUACAGCUGUCUGAUCGCCAUGGCCUUGAAGAACAGCAAGACAGGCAGCCUGCCCGUGAGUGAGAUCUACAGCUUCAUGAAGGAGCACUUCCCCUACUUCAAGACAGCUCCCGAUGGCUGGAAGAACUCGGUGAGACACAACCUGUCCCUGAACAAGUGCUUCGAGAAGGUAGAGAACAAGAUGAGUGGCUCCUCACGCAAGGGCUGCCUGUGGGCCCUUAACCUGGCCCGCAUUGACAAGAUGGAGGAGGAGAUGUACAAGUGGAAGAGAAAGGACCUUGCCGCCAUCCACCGGAGCAUGGCCAACCCCGAGGAGCUGGACAAACUGAUCUCGGACCGACCAGAAAGCUGCAGACGGCCUGGCAACCCCGAGACCACUGUGUUGACUCAUGCCGCCACGGUGGCCAUGGCCCACGGCUGCCUGGCUGUCUCCCAGCUCCCACCCCAGCCCCUGGUGACCCUGUCCUUGCAGUCAGUCCCCCUGCACCACCAGGUCCAGCCCCAGGCACAUCUGGCCCCAGAUUCUCCAGCCCCAGCACAGACCCCGCCCCUGCAUGCCCUGCCGGACCUGAGCCCCAGCCCCCUGCCCCAUCCUGCCCUGGGAAGGGCCCCCAUGGACUUCAUCAACAUCAGCACCGACAUGAGCACCGAGGUGGACGCCCUGGACCCCAGCAUCAUGGACUUCGCUCUGCAGGGGAACCUCUGGGAAGAGAUGAAGGAUGGGGGCUUCAGCCUGGACACCCUGGGGGCCUUCGGAGACUCUCCCCUUGGCUGUGAGCUGGGGGCUUCAGGCCUGACCCCCGUCUCCGGCGGGAGCGACCAGUCCUUCCCAGACUUGCAGGUGACGGGUCUCUAUGCCUCGUACUCGACCCCAGACAGCGUGACCGCGUCAGCCACCACCUCCUCCUCCCAGUACCUGGGCGCCCCAGGGAACAAGCCCAUAGCCCUGCUUUGA
Messenger RNA from Lontra canadensis (Northern American river otter), 1653 nucleotides. It is a transcript of the gene FOXN4, whose product is annotated as forkhead box N4. Gene Ontology annotation, biological process: regulation of DNA-templated transcription. Gene Ontology annotation, cellular component: nucleus. NCBI's taxonomy places the organism in Eukaryota, Metazoa, Chordata, Mammalia, Carnivora, Mustelidae. The transcript has 10 exons. The record is from RefSeq and is a predicted model, not a curated record. Gene Ontology annotation, molecular function: DNA-binding transcription factor activity; cis-regulatory region sequence-specific DNA binding. The coding region runs from base 109 to 1653 and encodes 514 amino acids.